AUGGCAGUGUGGAUACCUCUAGUUGCUGUUAGUGCUUUUUGGCUUGUUAUUGGAAUUGCUGGACCAAUUUUUGUUCCAUCUGGACCAAACAAAGGAAUUAUUCAAACAAUGAUCAUUCUUACUGCUGUCUGUUGCUGGUUGUUUUGGAUUAUUGUUUUCCUUCAUCAAUUAAAUCCUCUUAUUGGUCCACAAAUUCCUGUUCGAACAAUAAAAUGGAUUAAUAGUAUGGAAGACGAUGAUUCACUUUCAAGUUGUGGUAUACCAUACCAUUAUCAAUUUCGAAUUAUCUUAAUUGGUGACUCAACUGUUGGUAAAUCAUCUCUACUUAGAUAUUUUUCUGAUGGAAGAUUUGCUGAAAUUAGCGAUCCUACAGUUGGUGUUGAUUUUUAUACACGAGUUGUUACAUUAAAUAAUCAUUUUAAAGUUAAAUUACAAUUAUGGGAUACAGCAGGACAAGAAAAAUUUAAAUCAAUAACAAGGUCAUAUUAUCGUAACUCAGUUGGUAUCAUAAUUGCAUAUGACAUUCAACAACGUGAAUCAUUUGAAAAUGUUGAAAAAUGGUUAGUAGAAGCACAAGAUAAUGUUGGUGGUCCUUUUCCUGACAAUUGCGUUUUCCAAUUAGUUGGUCACAAAGCGGAUCUUCAAUCAGAAAGAAAAGUUAUGUUUGAAGAAGGUAGUUGUUUCGCAAAAUAUCAUAAUAUGAAAUUCAUCGAAACAUCUGCACUAACGGGUCAAAAUGUUGAAGAAUGUUUUUUAAUGAUAUCAAGAGAAAUAUAUAAACGAUUUGAAAAAGGAGAAUUACAAUUGACAGAUGGAUGGGAUGGAAUUAAAUGUGCCCAACACUUUGGUUAUGAUGCAAUAUCUUUAUGUGAGGAUGAUGAAGAAUAUACUAAUAAUUCAUGCGCGUGUUAA
Messenger RNA from Strongyloides ratti, 912 nucleotides. Its product is annotated as Ras-related protein Rab-14. Bases 1 to 912 code for a protein of 303 amino acids. The transcript is spliced from 4 exons. The record is from RefSeq and is a predicted model, not a curated record. Gene Ontology annotation, molecular function: GTPase activity; GTP binding; proton-transporting ATPase activity, rotational mechanism. Lineage: Eukaryota; Metazoa; Nematoda; Chromadorea; Rhabditida; Strongyloididae. Gene Ontology annotation, cellular component: proton-transporting V-type ATPase, V0 domain; Golgi membrane. Gene Ontology annotation, biological process: proton transmembrane transport.